AUGGACGGGAGUCUCCCCUUUGGCAAGGCGGGAAAAAAAAGGGGAGGGGCCAGGGCGGCAGUGGGGGGGCGUGUGGGGACGCUGGUGGCGGGGGGGUCCCGAUGGAGCCCACGCCCCCCCCCCCGGCGGCAGCGGGGGCAGCUGCAGUGCAAGAACCUGCACGAGUUCCUGCGGGGGCUGAGCCCCCCCGUCCUCGACCGCCUCUACGGGCACCCCGCCACCUGCCUGGCCGUCUUCCGGGAGCUGCCGGGGCUGGCGCCGGCGGGGGUGAUGCGGAUGCUGUUCCUGGAGCAGCCCCUGCCGCCGGCGGCCGUCGCCCUCUGGGUCAAGAAGGAGCACAGCAAGGAGCAGGCGGAGAGCCGGGAGGUGCUGCUGGCGCUGCGGCUGUGGCACCCCCACACCCUGCCGGGGGGGCGGCCGGGGGUCGCUCUGCACCCCAACUUCCGCCAGAACCUGCGGGUCGCCCUGCUGGGGGGGGGCCAGGCGUGGUCGGACGACACGAGCCAGCUGGGGCCGGACAAGCACGCCCGCGACGUGCCGGCGCUGGACAGGUACGCCGAGGAGCGCUGGGAGGUGAUUCUGCAUUUCAUGGUGGGGUCGCCCAGCGCCGCCGUCAGCCAGGAUCUGGCCCAGCUCCUCGUCCAGGCUGGGCUCAUGAAGAGCGAGGGGGGGGAGGCGCCGUGCAUCACGUCGGCCGGGUUCCAGUUCCUGCUGCUCGACACCCCCGCCCAGCUCUGGUACUUCGUGCUGCAGUACCUGCGGGGGGCAGAGGCUCGGGGCAUGGACCUGGUGGAGAUCCUGUCCUUCCUCUUCCAGCUCAGCUUCUCCACCCUCGGCAAG
Messenger RNA from Grus americana (Whooping crane), 840 nucleotides. Its product is annotated as general transcription factor IIH subunit 4-like. The annotation marks the transcript as partial. Gene Ontology annotation, biological process: nucleotide-excision repair. The record is from RefSeq and is a predicted model, not a curated record. Lineage: Eukaryota; Metazoa; Chordata; Aves; Gruiformes; Gruidae. Gene Ontology annotation, molecular function: ATPase activator activity; double-stranded DNA binding. Gene Ontology annotation, cellular component: transcription factor TFIIH core complex; transcription factor TFIIH holo complex. The transcript has 9 exons.